Bolinopsis microptera is the source of this 2517-nucleotide messenger RNA. Its product is annotated as calmodulin-beta-like. The transcript is spliced from 7 exons. Gene Ontology annotation, molecular function: enzyme regulator activity; calcium ion binding. Lineage: Eukaryota; Metazoa; Ctenophora; Tentaculata; Lobata; Bolinopsidae. Gene Ontology annotation, cellular component: myosin II complex. The record is from RefSeq and is a predicted model, not a curated record. Bases 1285 to 1866 code for a protein of 193 amino acids.
GAAUAGUAGUAAGUAUGUUGCCUUUAUUUCCCUGCUCAGAUGACACAAUAUGCACAAUAAACACAUGAUGUUUGUAGCACACUCGGUGGAUUGUUCAUGCUUCACAACUCACAAUUGACAUGUUAUUGAUAUUAGAUUGUGACACAUUGACACACGUUUUCAAUCACAUCGUGUUCUGUACUUAUUGCUUUGACGCAUUUGAUACUGGUCCUUCAGCGUUUAGUCUUAGUGAACUUUCAAAAUAUUUGCUUGUGUUUACUUGUGAUACCGCGUGAUUUACCCGCCUAACCACAGCUAUUGAUACUGUAUGACACGUAAUACGACGUUCCUUAAUUUGAAACCAAACACCAUUGACAAUACUACUACUCAAAUCUUGCAAUACUGGUAUACUAGUAUACAGUGCAAAUAAUAUCCACAUAUAUAGCUGGUCACUAUACUCGACUCGACUCGACUUAGGGCGGCUUCAACGUCCGAACAGAAAUAGUUUUUUCCAAAUCUGUCUAUCCAGCAUGAGUUUGUUUAUCUCCUUGCUGUCGUCAAGCCCCGUGUCUCUCCGAAGGAUGUCAAUAUAUAUAUAUAUACUGAACAGCUUAUAGCGUCCUUAUAUUUGGUCACGUACACGCUUAGGUUUCGUUUUGCUAAACACAACUCCCAUUUUAACCAAACUUAACUUAAUAUUUUCAAAUCUUACAUAAUAUAUAUAAGUACCUAAUUUAUCCAACUCAUUUGCGGCGAGACCUCCCAUAAUCGACCAGUUCACAAGCCUCUUUGCAGUGGAAUAUCAAUGGAAUAUUCAAAUAUUAUCUUUUAAGCCAGAUUUGGAUCAUUUUAGACGGCGGCCCCUCCCUCGCCGUAAGCCACUUUACCAUUGUGUAGAAAUUACACAAAUUUCAAACUCCAACCCUUUAAGCUAGCUUACAUAAUAUGUGAACAAUCCCAAACCGAUGUCGGCUCUUUAUAGUAGCAUGUGAGCGAUCAUUCGCAUAUUAUAACGAUCAUUUGCAUAUUAUAAGUGGACAGUUGUUGCAUCAUAUAGUCUCCCUUCAUCAUUUAUGAUGCAGGAAAACCUUGCGAUUCAUACUCUGUAGUUAUUCCUAUAGCUUUAUAGCACUUCUUACAGUAUUUUGGUUGAGAGUUAGGUGAUCCAGUUCUGGUCAUUCGUGUUUUUAGUUUAUUCCGUUGCUUGUGCUACCUCUACAAUCAUCAGUUUUAAAAUAGAUAGAAGUGGCGAACUUAUAGUCAGGAUUAAAAGUAAGGAGCUGAAAAAGACAAUCACCCGUUGACAUGGCAAGCGGCUCUUACGCGUACUCCAAGAAGUACGCUAAUAAGAAGAAGGAGAAAGCACCCGCAGAAGAUUCGAAGUCAGUUUCACAAGCGGUUCGUGCUGGCAAGCCGCGGGCUUUCGAAAUGACAGAUGCGCCUCACCUUUCAGAGGCACAGGUCACUGAAUUCAGAGAGGCAUUUGCUAUGUUCGACAAGGAUGGUGAUGGCAGCAUAUCAGUAGCAGAACUUGGUCACGUGAUGAGAUCGCUUGGUCAGAACCCCACCGACCACGAGUUAACGGAAAUGAUCAGAGAGGCGGACGACGACGACAACGGGUCAGUAGAUUUUGAAGAGUUCCUACUGUUGAUGAGCAAAAAGAUGUCAAUGUUGGAUAUCGAUCAGGAGUUAUUGGAGGCCUUCAGUGUGUUCGACAAAGACGGUAACGGAUUUAUAGACCAAGAUGAACUGACGAACGUUCUAGCAAGCCUGGGAGAAGAAUUGGACGAAGAGCAGGUGAAAGAAAUGAUGCGACAAGCAGACAAAGACGGAGACGGACUCGUCAGUUUUGAGGAGUUUAAGGACAUUAUGUGCAGUAAAGUUUAAACACGCAAUCCUCUCGUUACGUCACCAAAAUCUAACGUGACGUCACCAAAAUGUAGCGUGACGUCACCAAAAGUCUAAAGUUGCGUCACCAAAGAUCGUAUAUCCGAGUUUUCAGCUUGCACGAGAAGUACGGGAGAUAAACCAUUAGACUCCCUUGAACGUUUUAUCUUUGCAGUUGUUACACUCUUUCGCUUGUUACAGUAUAUAAGAUGGGAAGGUUACAUAAAGGUCAAAUAAUUAAUUAAUUAAUUAAUUUAAUUUGAUGACCCAAAAUAUUGCUCAUAUACUGGUUGCAUUCUUUUGUAACAUUUGUAAUUGUACAUUGCAAUAUUGUAUAAGUUGCAGUGCAUAUUUAUAUUGAACAUUCCAAGCUAAAAUAUUAAGGUGAGAUAUGUUAAAAUAUGGCAGUAUAAUUACUGGAGUGGAAUUUUUGGAUGUCUCAGUAAUUCUUACGAGUUUGAAAUUUGAAAAUGAACUUGGUAAGCAUUGUCACGUUUUAAUAAUAAGUUGUCUAUUCCAGUUCCACUGAUGAUGAUGGUUAAUAUCUGUAAACACGCGUUGCAUGAGGUUAAAAUUUUAUGCGGUUUGCAAUGACUAUUAGUAUGAUAUGUUUCAAUAUGUAUGGCAAAUUUUAUCAACAAUACUACAGAA